GCGGGUAAUCAGAGUGGGAGGAACGAUAUAAAGAUGAGCGUCUUGCGAACGAUCGGAAUAGAAGAAUCGAUCCUACAACAUGUGGAGAUAUCGAACGAUCGGGCUUUUUGCCUUACUGGCUCUUCUCUGCAUUGACGCACAAGCUGCAGAGACCAGAGCGAAACGUAACCCCCACGGAUUUCACGAUGCAGCCGCUGAAAGCAGUUUCCUGAAAUCUCUUGCUGGUGUGGGUGGAUUAGGUGGUGGACUAGGUGGUGGAUUUGGCGGAGGAUUUGGCGGAGGUUUCGGCGGUGGCGGUGGCGGCGGAGGUGGAGGUGGUGGCGGAUUUGGUAGUGGUGGAGGAUUCGGUUCUGGUGGUGGUUUUGGUGGUUCUAAGGGAGGACCUGGCUGCCAUACCGGAGGUUGCGCUGGCAGUGGUGCCGGAAGUGGCGCAGGAGGUGGCGCAGGAGGUGGCGCAGGAGGUGGUGGAGGAGGUGGCCUAGGAGGUGGCCUAGGAAGUGGCCUAGGAAGUGGCCUAGGAGGUGGCCUAGGAAGUGGCCUAGGAGGUGGCCUAGGAAGCGGCCUAGGAGGUGGCCUCGGAAGUGGAGCUGGCGGGCACGGUGCAGGAGGGCACGGAGGAGCUGGUGGUCGACCUGGCGGUGGUGCCGGAGCAUAUGGUGGCUCCGCAGCUGGAGGUGGCGCUGGAGGAUACGGUGGCUCCGGAGCUGGAGGUGGUUCUGGCGGUGGAGCUGGCGGUGGAGCUGGUAGUGGCGCUGGAGGUGGCGCUGGAGGAUACGGAGGAUCUGGCGCAGGAGGUGGCGCUGGAGGAUACGGAGGAUCUGGCGCUGGAGGUGGCGCUGGAGGAUACGGAGGAUCUGGCGCUGGGGGUGGUGCCGGGAGUCAUGCGGGGUCGAGUGGAGUAGUAAAAACUGGUGGAUACGGUGGCGCAGGCGGCGGAGCCGGAGGUGGUGCUGGCGGACGCGGUAGUGGAGCUGGAGGACAUGGUGGUGCAGGCGCCGGUGGUGGAGCUGGAGGAUAUGGUGGUGCAGGCGCCGGUGGUGGAGCUGGAGGAUAUGGUGGUGCAGGCGCCGGUGGUGGAGCUGGAGGAUAUGGUGGUGCAGGUGCCGGUGGUGGAGCUGGAGGUUAUGGUGGACUAGGCGGUGGUGCUGGUGCUGGCGGACACGGUGGUGCCGGUGGUGGAGCUGGAGGUUACGGUGGUUCAGGUGCCGGAGGUGGUGCAGGUUCCGGUGGUGGAGCUGGGGGAUAUGGUGGUGCAGGCGCCGGUGGUGGAGCUGGAGGUUAUGGUGGUCUAGGCGGUGGUGCUGGUGCUGGCGGACACGGUGGAGCAGGUGCCGGAGGUGGAGCUGGCGGAUUUGGUGGAGCUGGUGCCGGAGGUGGAGCUGGCGGAUUUGGUGGAGCUGGUGCUGGAGGUGGAGCUAGUGGACACGGCGGCGCAGGUGCCGGUGGUGGGGCUGGAGGAUAUGGUGGAUCAGGCGCCGGUGGUGGAGCUGGCGGAUAUGGUGGAUCAGGCGCCGGUGGUGGAGCUGGCGGAUACGGUGGAGCAGGUGCCGGAGGUGGAGCUGGUGGAUAUGGUAACGCAGGUGGCAGAGGUGGAGCAGGUGGUCUAGGCGGAAGCGGUGGUUUUGGUGGUUACAAAGGAGCAGGCGCCACUUCCAGUGCCAGCGCCAACGCCAACGCCAACGCGAAUGCUUAUGCAACUGCGAGUGCCAGCGCUAAUGCACAUGCUCUUGCUAAUUCAAAUGCUCAUGCAUCCGCUACUGCGAAUGCAAACGCUGGUGCCGGUCUCGGAGGAGGAUACGGCGGUUACGACGGAUACGGUGGUCCCGGUGGACAUGGAGUCGAUCUUUUUUCCCGUAUGGGCGAUAUCAACGAAGGAGUGAAUAAGAGCGGAGGCGUGGACAAAGCCAAAGGUGUCUACAGCAGUAGCGCAGCCAACAUCGAUUCUACUGGAAAGGGAUCGUACAAAGUAUCGGCUGGAAAAGUAGUCUAAAUGGUCUUACCGGAGGAGGUUGAAGCCGACAUUUACGAUAGAAGACGAACAAGAAUUUGAUCUGUGAUGAAAGGCUUGCGCGGGGCUCGAUUCACGUAUCGCUAUUUUUACUGUUUAUACCUAGUCUGUCUUUAUUGUAUUCAAUGAAUAAAAUGCGUGGGCGAAUCUCGCGUAGCGCUAAACCUUUAAAAUACCUCCUCUUUAAAAUAGUAGAUUCAUAUGACGUAAACUGUGCAGUUCGAAUAAACGAUUCAUUCUUACUUA
Messenger RNA from Bombus pascuorum, 2254 nucleotides. RefSeq lists its product as uncharacterized. The record is from RefSeq and is a predicted model, not a curated record. The coding region runs from base 80 to 1990 and encodes 636 amino acids. The transcript is spliced from 4 exons. NCBI's taxonomy places the organism in Eukaryota, Metazoa, Arthropoda, Insecta, Hymenoptera, Apidae.